CCAAGUCAAUCCCUAUCUUCUUCUACUUUUAGAACUACCGCGUCGCGUUGAGAUCGAGUUGUCAUGUUUCGAUCAAAUGCAUGGGUUGGUGUGGCUAAUUAUUUUUCAGGUUGAUCCCACACUCAUUAUUGGUAAGAAACAAAAGAACUUGGUUUUGAGAUUUUUGGUUUAAGUGUUUGAGGCCCCCUUGCCGAAUCUUUCUCCUUAAACCCCAUUCUGGAACUUCAACCAUUCAUUUAAUCCUCUCCAGCUAUCUCAAUAUAGAUACAUUUGCUAUUCAUAUUUAAAUCAUAAGGAAAGAUGUCUCGGUAUCUUGUUGAAUUGGUUCAAAAUAAUUUGGAUUCAACUGGGGAUGUGAUGAGUGCGAUAAUGCCUUUGAUGAAACUCUUGGCCCUGACAGUUAUUGGAUUGGUUCUCGGUUACCCAAAGACUCAAAUGAUACCGAGAGCUACAUUUAAGCUCCUCAGCAAGCUUGUUUUCGCAUUAUUUUUGCCCUGCCUAAUCUUUACCGAACUAGGCGAAUCAAUUACGCUUGAAAACUUUGUUCAGUGGUGGUUUAUUCCAGUUAAUGUGUUGGUGAGUACACUUACAGGUUCCUUGCUUGGGUACUUGGUGGUAAUUAUAUGUCGUCCGCCCCCAGAUUUGAGAAGAUUCACUGUCAUCAUGACUGCGUUUGGGAAUACAGGAAAUCUCCCGCUAGCUGUGGUUGGAUCUGUUUGUCAUACUGAGAAAAAUCCAUUUGGACCUUAUUGUCACUCGAGAGGAGUGGCUUAUGUCUCUUUUGCCCAAUGGGUUGCUGUGAUUCUUGUUUAUACCUUUGUGUAUCAUAUGAUGGAACCGCCAUUGGAGUAUUAUGAGGUUGUUGAGGAAGGAGCUGAGAUUGAGGAAUCGAAAGAUGACAGAGGUCCAGAUCUCAGUAGGCCUUUACUUGUCGAAGCUGAAUGGCCUGGUAUGGAAGAUAAAGAAACUGAGCAUUCCAAGACACCCUUUAUUGCUAGGGUUUUCCAAAGCAUCUCACAUGGUUCACAGCCCGGUAUUCCAGAUGGUGAUCUCGCUGUGGAAAGCGGUGGAAACAGUCCCAGGUCCAUUAGGUGUUUGGCCGAACCAAGGGUGGUUAGGAGGAUCCGAAUUGUUGCUGAACAAACUCCAAUCAAGCACAUACUUCAACCCCCAACAAUUGCUUCACUAAUGGCAAUCAUUAUUGGGACAGUGCCUCAGUUGAAAGCUUUUGUCUUCGGACAUGAUGCUCCACUAUCCUUCCUCACAGAUAGUUUAGAGAUUUUAGCUGGUGCUAUGGUGCCUUCUGUGAUGCUUAUUCUUGGGGGUAUGCUUGCAGAGGGACCAAAUGCAUCUAAACUUGGCCUUAGAACUACAAUUGGUAUAUCCGUGGCAAGGCUCUUAGUGCUUCCUCUGGUGGGAAUCGGUAUUGUGGCAUUGGCUGAUAAGCUCAAUUUUCUCGUUGAGGGCGACAUAAUGUACAGGUUUGUACUUUUGAUGCAGUACACGACCCCAAGUGCAAUUCUAUUGGGAGCAAUUGCCAGUUUGAGGGGAUAUGCAGUUAGUGAGGCUUCGGCGCUUCUAUUCUGGCAGCAUGUGUUUGCUCUCUUCUCCCUUUCCUUGUAUAUUGUUAUCUACUUUAAACUGAUAACAUACAUAUGAUGAUUGCAUAAGAUGGAUUGGUGAUCUUUAUCAGUGAUCUGCUUGAAUGAUAGUCCUUAUUGGCUUA
Molecule: messenger RNA, 1726 nt
Organism: Argentina anserina (silverweed cinquefoil)
Lineage: Eukaryota; Viridiplantae; Streptophyta; Magnoliopsida; Rosales; Rosaceae
Product: protein PIN-LIKES 2
Exons: 2
Coding region: 301-1659 (452 amino acids)
Biological process (GO): endoplasmic reticulum to cytosol auxin transport
Cellular component (GO): membrane
Source: RefSeq, a predicted model, not a curated record